UUUUAACUACUCCAUCAGAACUGAAUGCUAGUACUUUGUUACUAUUGCUUUAUGUUUCUUAAUCUUCUGAAAAAGCAGCCUGCAUGGAAAUGGGUGGUUUCUAACAGUGUUUGCGUAAGAGGUCUCAAGUUAUGGGGGUUAGUGAUUUCUCUCUAGUCUGUCCUUUGAAGGAGUGAAGUCCUAUUAAUAUCAAAUGUGGUGCUUGUAGAUCAAAGGGAGCGUUCGGUAAGUAUAAUGGAUAUAAUUGCCUCUGUUACAUUCAGCUUGAACUGUUAGCAAGCUGUUGGAUUCUGAGGAACUGCUAACAUUUAGAGGAGUCUUGAGUAAUACAUGUCACUUGUAAUUGCAACAGUUGUCUGCUGCUCCAAAGCAGCAUUGUUGCUCUCAGUAUGUUCCUUCCUGUUUUAGUCCAUCCCUUAUAUAAACCAGUGCUCAUAUGGAAAGGACUGCUCAUUCAUUUCUAAGAGACGUUAAAGUACUGGACAGGAGUUGCUGUUCAGUGCUCAUGGCUUUUUGUACUACGAAAUGUGAUCUGAAGUGCAUGUAAAGUACAGAAGAAGCGUUAACUGGCAAUGCUUAAGUACAUGUUAAAUUGUUUUCAUGAGGACUCCCUAAGGUAGGCAAAGGGGAACAUGUUUAGAGUGGGAGACUAUAGGUCUGUGGGCCUGAUCUUUCCUCCUUUAGUAGUUUCACACAUUACAGCUCUAUUGCCAUUAUGUGGAACAGAGCAGGGUUUGGAAAAGAAAAAUACAUCACUGCUGCCUCUGUUAAACAAAACCUGCACUGUUUUUUUCCUGUGUGGCAAAAGGUAGUAUCAAAAGGUGGAACUUCUGCCUGUUGCAUUGCUCGGGGUUGUUCUGAAUAAAUCCUAGCUUCAGCAUGUCAACUAAUUUUGGAGGUUGCAGUCAAAUGUCUUUCAGAUAACUGGAAUAAGUGUUCAGCGCUGGAGUAUUGCCAGAAAUGCUUUGCUUCCCUAAUUGGAACAGGGUUAGGUUAGUGGGAAAUUUAGCUUCCUCAUUACCAGAGGAGCUCAAGUUAGUUUUACUUUGAUCUGUUACAGCAGACUCUAGGUGCUGUCUGAGAAAGUAGAAGCCGUAGAAUAAGGAACAUCACAGAGGAGCUUAGUGGUGGUUCUUUUCAUUUUCUGAUCUAGUUGGGCUACUGACUCAAACUGGGAAAUUUGAGUAUGUAUGUGAAGACUGGAUAGUAAGUGUUGUAACUGAAAAGCCACAGAAGAAUGUCCAUACUGCACUUCAACAGAAGCAUCUUGAAUUCAUGUCAAAGUUUGGUGCUAAGGCUGCAGUCAGAAGAGUCUCAAAUCUGUUGUAGGAAACCAUCCUGAUAAUGCAGCUGCUCAGCUCUUCAACUUCAGUAGUAGAGUGGUCAUCCAGAAACAAGUCUAAUGUAAAUGGCAUUCACUGAAUAGUUACAAGGUGAUAACUUCAGCUUCUGACUAUAGCUAAGGUGUCUGUACUGUGAGUUCUGGUAAACAUCUGCCUUCUCUCCUUUGUAGGGAGAUGUUAUUUGAGGUGACUUCAUUUGUUGCCUUUGAAGUUCUGGAGUUCUAACUGAGCCACUGUUUCAUCAGAUCUGUCUUGCAGAAUUUGACCAGGUUCAGAUAAGCAAGAUAAGCCUGUAGUUCUUCAUUUUCCCCAUUUGGGUUCUGGUGAGGUGCAAGGGGGGUAAAAUUGUUCUGGAAUGUAAGCAGAGGGAGCAGAGUUGGUGUUCAUAACAAAGUUAAGGAAAUCAUUGGUGGAUGAGACUGACGGAAAACAACAUGAGCAGACUGCCUUGGUGCAGAAGGCUCAUUAAAAGUGGCCUUAGUAGAUAAAAGUAAAAGGAGCUGCUGAGGAGUAAUCUGUGAUGACUCCAUGAAUAAGUAGUGACUAACCGAGGAGAAGUUGUGUGGUUUUCUAACUUUAUUUUUUGUCUUGUAAGUAACUGAAUCACCAAAGCUGUGUCCAAACUGCUUGGAGGGUAUCCAUUUAAGGACUUGUCUUCUGAACUGGCCUUUUCUGGAUACUGUUCAUAAAAAGUGUCUGGCUUAAUUUGAAAGCUAAAUUCUUAACUCUUCUUAAAAAGUUCAUGUUGUUGAGGAACUUUGGCCUGUUUCUUAGAACACAGGGUAAAUUAAAACUAGUAUUAGUUAAAUCCACCUCUAGUGGAUGAACUUGCAUUCAGUUUCAGAUCCUCAAGAACAGCACAAACAUUGAGCAUUAAAAUACUGGUGAGGAGAAGAAAUCCAGGCAAACUGUUCGGUGCUUUCAUGUGUUUGAAGUACCUGAGGAUGGGGUAGUACGCUUUGUAAUUGUGUUGAUUGCAGCUGUAACCUUCAGAGAUGUCAGAGUUCAGGGAAAAAGCAGGCCUUUGAAGAGUAAGGUUGCGAGGGGAAUCUGUCUUGUUCAAGCUGUGCAAACACUGUUGUUUGUCUUUCUCUGGAUUUCUCACUCAGUUUGCCUUAUCUUACUUGGCCGGUUUGAUAAAUAGCAGAAGAAACUUGGACUAUUUAAAAAGUUAGGUUUGGAUGUAAAAGUACAUCUCACAUUGUUCUGGAGCAGUGAGUACUGUGCUUUUUGCACCUUCUGCUUACAGUUACUGGUAAAGGAGAUGUAGGCUGACAACAUACCCUAUUUGAAAAACUUGCACUGUGUUUCUAAAGGAGAUCUAGUUCAUUUAUAGAACAUUUCUCUUAUUGCAUAUCAGCUUGACUGGUUAUGUUUGAUAUGCAGGUAACUGCUGGGGAUACUUCCCCAUCACUUCGUGUUGAAGUGUCAAAUGUAUGGCUUGAAUGAGACCCUGGGAGUUACUACUUGAAUCUAUAAACAUGUAUUCCUGUUCAGUUCAAACAGUUGCAAACUGAGCCAGGAGUUUGUCUUGAUAUACAAAUUGGAGGCUCCAUCUUGUCCCUCUUGAAAUGAAAAGCAGCAUCAAGUAUUGAGGGGCCUGAGAUCAGCUCCUGCAGCUGGCUUUGCCCGUGUUUUUUGCUGUGUCAACAUGGUUGCUAUGAAAGCAAGCAUAAACAAUGGCACAGAGUACCAGCUGCUGCCACUAUUAGAGAGAGCUGUUCACCUUUGGGUGUCCUAAUAAAUUUGAAACUUUGAACAGUGAGAUGGAGCAGUAAAUACCUGCUAGCAUGUGAAAUGACUUAGUUAUAUAUAAAAAAGUAUUUAUUGUAUCUCAGGCACUCAUGCAGCCAGUUUUACUCUUAACAUUUGUUUGCAUCUUUUUACUGCAGAAUUUUGGUUUUGAACAGCAGCUGGAAGAUAGAUGUGGGAUUACAGAAGUAGCAUAUGAAACUUGUCAUCUCUUGUAUUUUAAAUUCUCCUGCUUUUACUGUGGUGGGAGAGAUGGAUGGUCAGUAGUAGAAGAUGAUUGAAGAGGAAGGAACUGUUCUGAGAAAGGAGUGGCUAAAAAGCCACUGUAAUCCAUUCUACAUUCAAAUACCUUAAAAAUAACUGAAUUAAAAUUCAUGCUUAUAUCUUAAAUCAUAGAAUCACUAAGAUUGGAAAAGACCCACAGGAUUACCCAGUCCAACCAUAAAUGGAGAGCACUCAAUGCUGGACUGCUAGUUCUGGUUCCUACUUGAGAUCAUGAGUUCUUGCUGCUUCUAUAGGGAUUUCCUUCAAGAUGCUGUGUAUUCAUGUUCCGGGUGGUUUGGGAUGUUGGACAGUUGUUUUUUAAAGAUUGGUGCUUCUGGUCAUAGUACUGAGUUGUCACUUUUUACUUAGAAGUGUCCCUGUGGGAACAUACAAAUAAUAUUUCUAUUGUUCUGGUAUUGAACUUGAUAGUUUCCAUAACAUGGAUAGACUAGAAGAAUCAUUCUGGAGAUGAGAUACCGCUAAUAAUUCUACUUCCAUUAGGCUAAGAGUAAUGAGUUGGGUGAGGCCUAAGAAGCAUUCAGGCAGUUUGAGACUUCAUGAAAGCAAAGCUUAAUAUGCAAGUUUCGGAAUCAGUGUACUUUAAACUUAAAUAUUUAACUGAAGCCUAAUGUAGCUUGUUUUUUUGAUUCUAGUUCUAGUAGUCUUGCUUUCUUUUACACCUGGGGGGGGAAGUAAAAGUGCUAUGAUUGCAAUCAGUUCAACCCGCCCCAUCCCAACUGCUUCUCCGUGGUCUGUGGCAGACUGACUUUCCUGCUCAAUGAACCACCUUCCUCCAUUCCCCAAUAUGGGCAAAAGUGGUUUGUACUGUCAUGGACAGGCAUGCCUAUCUGAUGUUUCCCUAGCAUUCUAAGGAUGUUUUCCAAGUUAGCUUUGUAGAUAUCUGGCCAGUGUCUGAUGUCUCUUAAGGAGCCAGAUGUCUUAAACAUUUUCUUUUGUGUAAACUGGGGAGUGAAGAGUGAAUUAUGAACCAUGAACUGUGAGAUACUGUAUUGAAAUAACUUGAGAAAUGGUGGUUCUUUGGAUCAGGUAUAACUGCUCUUUCAGUAGUGGAAGCACUGCAGUCUUUCAUAUAACUGCAUUGUGGCUUGUUCUUACAGAGUGUUUCUAAUAUGUAUUAUAUGUCAAUGUAGAAUUGAUUAGUGAAUAAACUGUAUGUAGCUGCCAUCCACGUAUUCCCAUGAGAAAUGUAACUACCAGGAAGAAAUAAUUCAUAGAUAAAAGUAUCUGGCUUUUGAGCUUACGUGAGUGAUAAGGAAGAGGUAGUUGCUUAAAAAGAGAGCGACGACAGUGCUGUAAAAGCAACAGUGAAGAAAUGCACUUCUACCCAUUUUUAAGCAUUUUGUAAACAUUCAGAGUGAAGAUUUCUUACAGAAACUGAUGAAAGGAAAGGCUGUCUAGUUCACUGUGGUUUGAGCUGUUAGAAACUCCAAGCAAAGCUGAAAUGAGAUACUGUCUCUUAUUAUGGCUUUAAUACUAUUGCACAGAUACUGUACAAGAAAAUUCAUGUCAUAAGUUCUGCUUUGUUUCCGAUUCCAAUGCUAGAAGGGCAUGAAAACCUCCAAGUUUUUUACUUUAAUGUUUUGUUGGAGGAAAAUGUCCUAAAAAUGUGAUUUGUUCUUUUUUUUUUUCCUCCUCAGGCAGGUGAUCUGCAACCAUGAGCAGCAACGAAUGCUUCAAGUGCGGACGCACUGGCCAUUGGGCCCGGGAGUGCCCAACUGGGAUUGGCCGUGGUCGUGGGAUGAGAAGCCGUGGCAGAGCAGGCUUCCAGUUCAUGUCUUCAUCUCUCCCGGACAUCUGUUACCGCUGUGGUGAGUCUGGCCAUCUUGCCAAGGACUGUGAUCUUCAGGAGGAUGAAGCCUGCUAUAACUGCGGUAGAGGUGGCCAUAUUGCGAAGGACUGCAAGGAGCCGAAGAGGGAGAGAGAGCAGUGCUGCUACAACUGUGGCAAACCUGGCCACCUGGCUCGUGACUGUGACCAUGCAGACGAGCAGAAAUGCUACUCUUGUGGAGAAUUUGGACACAUUCAAAAAGACUGCACCAAAGUGAAAUGCUAUAGGUGUGGUGAAACUGGCCAUGUAGCCAUCAACUGCAGCAAGACCAGUGAAGUCAACUGCUAUCGCUGCGGCGAGUCAGGGCACCUUGCACGGGAAUGCACAAUUGAAGCUACAGCCUAAUUAUUUUCCUUUGUCGCCCCUCCUUUUUCUGAUUGAUGGUUGUAUUAUUUUUCUCUGAAUCCUCUUCACUGGCCAAAGGUUGGCAGAUAGAGGCUACUCCCAGGCCAGUGAGCUUUACUUGCCGUGUAAAAGGAGGAAAGGGGUGGAAAAAUCAACUUUCUGCAUUUAACUACAAAAAUGUUUAUGUUUAGUUUGGUAGAGGUGUUAUGUAUAAUGCUUUGUUAAAGAACCCCCUUUCCGUGCCACUGGUGAAUAGGGAUUGAUGAGUGGGAAGAGUUGAGUCAGACCAGCAAACCCUCUCUGGGUUACAUGGAAGUGAUCCUAUGCAGGAGAAAAGAAAUUCUGGAAGUGUCUGAACUUCCUCAUAACUUUAAUUUUAUUGCAAUGGCCUUGGAUUGUCUGACCUCAGUAGCUGUUAACACCAAGUAAUAUCUGUAUCAGGCCCUACAUAGAGCAUAUAGCUGAGUGGGAGUAAAUAAACAAGAUGCACAUGCCUGUUGAUGGCCACGAGAGAGAGAGAAAUCAGGAAUAAACUUUAAAAUAACAAUAAUUCAGUCAGUGAAUGUCCAUGUUGGAGAAACAGAACGCAAUGGGAAGCUUUUGAAUAAAUACUUCAACGUAAAUCUGAAACCCAGACAUCAGUGCUCAUAGCAUAUACAAUUUGGAGCUAUUCAGGAGUUGCAAAUAAAUGCAUUUUCACAGAAAUCAAGAUGUUAUUUUUGUAUACUAUAUCACUUAGACAACUGAGUUUCAUUUGCUUGUAAUCAGUUUUUAAAGUAAGAUGGUAAAAGCAAUUGAAGUCCUAGAACAUAGAAAAUGUAAUUUUAAACUAUCAAUAAAGCUGGAGGAGGAAGGGGAGUUUGGCUAAAA
Molecule: messenger RNA, 6423 nt
Organism: Meleagris gallopavo (turkey)
Lineage: Eukaryota; Metazoa; Chordata; Aves; Galliformes; Phasianidae
Source: RefSeq, a predicted model, not a curated record